Messenger RNA from Hippoglossus stenolepis (Pacific halibut), 2180 nucleotides. It is a transcript of the gene snrnp70, whose product is annotated as small nuclear ribonucleoprotein 70 (U1). Lineage: Eukaryota; Metazoa; Chordata; Actinopteri; Pleuronectiformes; Pleuronectidae. Gene Ontology annotation, molecular function: U1 snRNA binding; mRNA binding. Bases 213 to 1637 code for a protein of 474 amino acids. The transcript has 10 exons. Gene Ontology annotation, biological process: mRNA splicing, via spliceosome. The record is from RefSeq and is a predicted model, not a curated record. Gene Ontology annotation, cellular component: U2-type prespliceosome; precatalytic spliceosome; U1 snRNP.
CCAUUUUAAUCCAAGACAACAGCAGUCGUUCGUACUCCUCAAAACUAAUGUGCGGCCUUCCUGAGUGUGCCUGCACUAGUGGACCGUUUCUACUCGUUAUUAACCAGAUCUUAACCGCGUGUUGGUCGAGGAGACCUGCAUACAGCGUGCGCUUCUUAGUACGGUCCAUGGUGUGACAUUUGUCCAACAUCGGAGGAGAGAGAAGGUGAAAGAUGACUCAGUUUCUUCCGCCAAACCUGCUGGCUCUCUUUGCGCCGCGGGAUCCCAUUCCAUUUCUGCCUCAACUGGAGAAGUUGCCUCACGAGAAACAUCACAACCAGCCUUACAGUGGCAUUGCUCCAUUCAUCAGGCACUUUGAGGACCCGAGAGAUGCUCCUCCACCAACAAGGGCAGAGACCCGUGACGAGCGGCUGGAGAGAAAGAGGCGAGAGAAAAUUGAGAGAAGGCAAGCAGUGGUGGAGACAGAACUCAAGCUUUGGGACCCACAUAAUGACCCUAAUGCACAAGGGGAUGCCUUCAAGACUUUGUUUGUUGCACGAGUGAACUAUGAUACCACAGAGUCCAAGCUUCGACGUGAGUUUGAGGUAUAUGGCCCCGUCAAACGGAUUUACAUAGUCUACAACAAGAGGACAGGGAAGCCUCGCGGCUAUGCAUUCAUUGAGUAUGAGCAUGAACGAGACAUGCACUCCGCCUACAAACAUGCAGAUGGGAAGAAGAUUGAUGGUAGAAGGGUGCUAGUGGACGUGGAACGAGGACGCACUGUCAAAGGAUGGCAUCCUCGCAGACUAGGUGGUGGUUUGGGUGGCACUAGGAGAGGUGGAGCUGAUGUCAACAUAAAGCACUCUGGCCGAGAUGAUGCAUCACGUUAUGACGAUCGCACCCUGGGGGGUGAUCGGGAACGUGUAGAUCGGCGGGAACGAAGCCGGGAGCGUGACAGGGAAAAGGAUAGAGACCGCCGGAGAUCUAGAUCACGGGAUCGCCGUCGUCGCACACGCUCUCGAGAGCGUGAAAGAGAGAGAGAAAGACCGACUGGAGGAGGAGGAGGAGGAGGAGGAGGAGAGGAUGCUAGCAGUGGUAGUCGGCGUCGAGAGCGAGAGAGGGAGCGUGGGGGGACAAUGGUAGGAGACAGCCGAAGCAGGGAGAGGAGUCGAGAACAGAAGAGAAGGAGCAGGAGCCGGGAUCGUAAGAGGGACAGGGAGAGAGGCAAGGGGCUGGAUGGGGAGGAGGUCAGCCAGGGAGAUGUUGCCCCUGAUGGUGAGGAGCGGAUGCUGGAGGAACAUGAAGGAGAAGUGGGUGAGGGCAUGGAGGAGCGUAGAGACCGAGAAAGGGACAGAGACCGAAGGCGUAGCCACAGGGACAAAGAGAGGCGCAGGGGAGAUCGGGACAGAGACAGGGAGCACAAAAGGGAGCGGGGUGAGAGAGAUAAAGGGGAUCGCAGGGAAGAACGGCAUGGAUCUCUGCGCGAUGGCAUGGGCCCGCAGGAUGACAUGGGCAUUGAGGAUGAGGGAGGAGCACCAUCUCACAUGGAGGACUACAGUCAGGAUGGGAUGAUUGACCAGCAGUCAGUGCCAUCUGCUGAUGGCUAUGGCUCCAGUGAGAAUGGCUACAAGAUGGAGGUACCAGGUGAUGAAUACUGAACUGGCCCCUCUCCCAGUAGACUACCACUCAUAAAUCAGUUUCCUACUAUCCUUUAAAUUGGCCCUCGAUUUCUGCCAAGGAUCAAAAAGCCUAAAAGAGGUCAGGGCUUCCUCAGUAUCACACAUUUAGCUAGCUGUCAAGAAUCUGUUGAAAUAUUCCAUUUGAUAUUGUUGCACACAGUUCAUGCAUAUACCUGAUUUGAUGUCACCAAAAGUUGCAGCUUUGUUGCAUUGACCAACUAAUCAGCCACUAAAUGUUAUCAGUGAUUACUACAAAUGAUUGAACUCAACAUGAUUAUUUUCUCCCAUGGUAAACUUUGAAAUUAUCUAUUCAUUUUGAGAUGGGUAGAUUGUUUUUUGUUUCCUUAUUCAUAAACCUGUUACAUUGUAUGAUAAAUUGGACACAGUUACCAGUUUCUGCUCAAUGUAUGUGAAGUUGAAGGAAAUGUGACUGUUCUUUUUUGUUUGUUCUUACUGGAAUAUCCCUGUCUCCUGUAUGUAUGUUAGUUUUGCAGGGUCAUUUUAAUAAAGUUGUGAUUGACA